Messenger RNA from Hippoglossus stenolepis (Pacific halibut), 3683 nucleotides. RefSeq names its product NACHT, LRR and PYD domains-containing protein 12-like. Gene Ontology annotation, molecular function: protein binding. NCBI's taxonomy places the organism in Eukaryota, Metazoa, Chordata, Actinopteri, Pleuronectiformes, Pleuronectidae. The record is from RefSeq and is a predicted model, not a curated record.
CUAGUGGAAACAUCACUAGGAUUAUUUUAUAUUUAAUUCAAAAGAUGGAUCCUUUCACCUGAGUCUUACACACUGCAGCUUUAAAUGGUCUGUGAGCAACUCUCAUAUCUACUGUAAAGAGAGAGAGGAGGAGCCUGAGAACAGGGAAGUGUCAGACUCCAUUUUCACCUGGAUGAGCAGAAGGAAGAAAAGUGAGCAGUGUUUUUCCACUAAGACUGAAGAUGAGUGUUUAUGAGGAAGAAGAGGAGGACAGAGCAGAGUCUCCAGUGUUCAGCUGUGUGUCUCUGAAGAGUGACAUGUCCAAAGGACUUCCUCUAACCUUCAGUAAUGAACCUGGACCCUCACACACAAAAGGUCAGGACCACAGACUGAGAGCAGAGUCUCCAGGGUCCAGCUGUGUGUCUCUGAAGAGUGACUGGUCCAUGAUACAUCCUCCAGUCUUCAGUAAUGAACCUGGACCCUCACACACAGAGGAGAGGAAGAGGAGUCAUGUUUCUGAGGAGGAGCAGUCGUCCUGCUGUGCUUCGUGUCAGGACGUCCUGAAGGAUCCAGUCUCCACCACCUGUGGACACUGGUUCUGCAGACAGUGCAUCACCUCGUACUGGGACCAGUCUGGUUCUUCAGGAGACUCCUCCUGUCCCCAGUGUGGACAAAGAUCCAGAACAGGAGCUGGAGCUCAGACAGCCGGUCAGAGUUCUUGUCUUUCAGCAGAUCGUGGUCUGCAGGAGGUUUUAGAUGAACAUAAGCUCAGUGUGAGGAGGAGAUGUGAACAUGUGACUGAAGGAACUGAUGAAACAGGAAGUGGAACCCUCCUCAACAGGAUCUACACUGAGCUCUACAUCACAGAGGGACAGAGUGAAGAGGUUAAUACUCAACAUGAGGUGAGGCAGCUUGAGACGGCUUCCAAGAUGAAGAGCCUCCACGACACUCCCAUCAAGUGCCACGACAUCUUUAAAGCCUCAACUGACCAGCAGAGCAGCAUCAGAGUCGUCCUGACCAACGGCGUCGCUGGCGUUGGAAAACCUUCGGUGCAGAAGUUCACUCUGGACUGGGCAGAGGGUUUAGAAAACCAAGAUGUGGAUCUGCUGACUGUGCUUUCGUUCAGGGAGCUGAACCUGGUGAAGGACCAGCAGCACAGUCUUCUCACGCUGCUCCGUGUUUUCCAUCCAGCGUUACAGAAGCUCACGGCAGAGACGCUCGCUGUCUGUAAACCUUUGUUCAUCUUUGACGGCCUGGAUGAAAGCAGACCUUCUCUGGACUUCAACCACAGGGAGCUUGUGACUGAUGUCGCACAGAGGUCAUCAGUCAACGUGCUGUUGACAAACCUCAUCCGGGGGAAUCUGCUUCCCUCGGCUCUCGUCUGGAUAACCUCCAGACCUGCGGCGGCCAAUCAGAUCCCUCCUACAUGUGUUGACAGGGUCACAGAAGUACGAGGCUUCACUGACGCCCAGAAGGAGGAGUACUUCAGGAGGAGAUUCAGUGAUGAAGAGCUGUGCAGCAGAAUCAUCUCACACAUCAAGACGUCCAGGAGCCUCCACAUCAUGUGUCAAAUCCCAGUCUUCUGCUGGAUCAGUGCUACAGUUCUGGAGCACAUGUUGACCACAGACCAGAGAGGAGAGCUGCCCAAGACCCUGACUGACCUGUACUCACACUUCCUGCUGGUUCAGACAAAGAGGAAGAACAACAAGUACGGUGAGGGACAUGAGACGACUCCACAGCAGCUGACGGAGGCUGACAGGGACGUUCUUCUGAAGCUGGGGAGGCUGGCGCUUAAACAUCUGGAGGAAGGAAACAUCAUGUUUUACCAAGAAGACCUGGAGCGGUGUGGUCUUAAUGUCACAGAGGCCUCAGUGUACUCAGGAGUUUGUACUGAGAUCUUCAGAAGAGAGUGUGUGAUCUUCCAGAAAUCAGUCUACUGCUUUGUUCAUCUGAGCGUUCAGGAGUUUCUGGCUGCAGUCUACAUGUUCCACUGUUACACCAAGAGGAACACAGAAGAACUCAACAACUUCUUUGGAACAUAUGGGAACACAGGCAGUACCUCCUCCCUGGAUGACCUCCUGAAGAGAACCAUGGAGAAAUCCCUCACCAGUAAAAAUGGUCAUCUGGACCUGUUUGUUCGCUUCCUUCACGGCCUCAGUCUGAAGUCCAACCAGAGAGUCUUAGGAGGCCUGCUGGGUCGGACAGAGAACAAUCCAAAUAUCAUCCAGAGAAGAGUCAUCAACAACCUGAAGGAGAUGGAGAGUGGUGACAUUUCUCCUGACAGAAGCAUCAACAUCUUCCACUGUCUGACUGAGAUGAACGACCACUCAGUUCAUCAGCAGAUGCAACAGUUCCUGACGUCAGAGAACAGAUCAAAGGAGGAACUCUCUGAGAUCCACUGCUCAGCUCUGGCCUACAUGCUGCAGAUGUCAGAGAAGAUUCUGGAUGAGUUGGACCUGGAGAAGUUCAACACAUCAGACCAGGGUCGACGGAGACUGAUCCCAGCUGUGAGGAACUGCAGGAAGGCUCGACUCGGUGGUUGUGGACUCUCAGAGACUCACUGUGAAGUCGUGGCCUCAGCUCUGAAGUCAGACCCCUCACAUCUGAGAGAACUGGAUCUGAGCUUUAACGACCUGCAGGAUUCAGAAGUGAAGCUGCUGUGUUCUGGACUGGAGAGUCCAAACUGUCGACUGGAGACUCUGAGGUUGGAGAGAUGCAGUCUGUCAGAGAUCAGCUGUUCUUCUCUGGCUUCAGCUCUGAGGUCAAACCCCUCUCAUCUCAGAGAACUGAAUCUGAGUAACAACAAGCUGCAGGACUCAGGAGUGAAGGAGCUGUGUGGUUUUCUACAGAGUCCAACCUGUCGACUGGAGACUCUGAGGUUGAUUCACUGCAGAAUGUCAGAGAUCAGCUGUUCUUCUCUGGCUUCAGCUCUGAGGUCAAACCCCUCUCAUCUGAGAGAACUGGAUCUGACUGACAACGACCUGCAGGACUCAGGAGUGAAGGAGCUGUGUGGUUUUCUACAGAGUCUAACCUGUCGACUGGAGACUCUGAGGUUGGAGAGCUGCAGUCUGUCAGAGAUCAGCUGUUCUUCUCUGGCUUCAGCUCUGAGGUCAAACCCCUCUCAUCUGAGAGAACUGGAUCUGAGCUACAACAACCUGCAGGACUCAGGAGUGAAGGAGCUGUGUGGUUUUCUACAGAGUCCAACCUGUCGACUGGAGACUCUGAGGUUGAUUCACUCCAGUCUGUCAGAGAUCAGCUGUUCUUCUCUGGCUUCAGCUCUGAGGUCAAACCCCUCUCAUCUGAGAGAACUGGAUCUGAGUAACAACAACCUGCAGGACUCAGGAGUGAAGGAGCUGUGUGGUUUUCUACAGAGUCCAACCUGUCGACUGGAGACUCUGAGGUUGAUUUUCUGCAGUCUGUCAGAGAUCAGCUGUUCUUCUCUGGCUUCAGCUCUGAGGUCAAACCCCUCUCAUCUGAGAGAACUGGAUCUGAGUAGAAACAACCUGCAGGACUCAGGAGUGAAGGAGCUGCUUGAUCUAAAGGAGAGUUCAGGCUGUCGACUGGAGACUCUGAGAGCUCCAUCCGCCGCUGGAAAUAGUCCCCAACAAAUGCACUGUUUCCUCUGUGAGCAGCUGUUUCAGAAGCUCCACUCCACAGGACAACGUGCUGAGUUUCGUUGCGUGAUACAGAUCUUCACAUUCUAG